CGCAGAGCGAACGAGGCCCCGUGGCAGUUGCCUGGGGCCGGUGUCACUUCCGGCCGCUCGGGUUCUGCUUCCGGGUCGCUCCUUCCCCCGUCGGCCGCCGCUUCCUCCAGCCGCUUCGGGAGCUGCCGGGCAGCGGGAGACGCCACGAUGAGGCUCUACAGCCUAAGUGUCCUUUACAAAGGUGACCCCAAAGUGCAUUUGCUGAAAGCUGCCUACGACGUCUCCACCUUCAACUUCUUCCAGAGGUCCAGCGUGCAGGAAUUCAUGACCUUCACGAGCCAGCUGAUCGUGGAGCGCUCGGAGCUGGGCAGCAGAGCCUCCGUCAAGGAGCAAGAGUACCUCUGCCACGUGUACGUGCGGAACGACGGGCUGGCCGGAGUGGUGAUUGCAGAUAACGAGUAUCCGCAGCGGGUUUGCUUCACCUUGCUGGACAAGGUGCUGGAUGAAUUCUCCAGGCAGGUCAGCAAAAUAGACUGGCCCUCGGGAUCCCCAGCGACCAUCGGCUAUGCAGCUUUGGACGGUUACCUCAGUAAAUACCAGAACCCCCGCGAUGCCGACCCGAUGACCAGAGUGCAGGCGGAGCUAGACGAGACCAAAAUCAUCCUGGUGAGGGGGAUGCCUUUCGGGGGGCCGGGGUGCAGGGCGCCUGUUCUGCCUUCUCCAUUCCCCAGUGACGUUCCCAGUGCUGUGGGACCUUCCUCCCCCCUUCCCUCCCGGCCCCUCCGA
Molecule: messenger RNA, 726 nt
Organism: Grus americana (Whooping crane)
Lineage: Eukaryota; Metazoa; Chordata; Aves; Gruiformes; Gruidae
Gene: YKT6
Product: YKT6 v-SNARE homolog
Exons: 6
Biological process (GO): endoplasmic reticulum to Golgi vesicle-mediated transport
Cellular component (GO): Golgi apparatus
Molecular function (GO): SNAP receptor activity
Source: RefSeq, a predicted model, not a curated record